AUGCAGACACUCUACGCCCUUGUUUUAGCUACGCUUCUAGGUGCAUCCGCUGGGCAUGCGGGCCAGGCUCAAUAUUCGGUCGGCCGGCGAGAUCAUGUAUUUAACCUCAAUGAUCAAGCUGCCAGAUGUGUCCCCGCCUUGAAAAACACCUUCGAUGGCGAGGAGAGCCAAAAGGCUCUUUUGGGGAACAAAGACGAGAAAGGCCUAGAAAGGAAGGAGACGGAUUGUGUCAAAAUUGUCGAUAGAUGGGCCGCUCUGCAUGAUGUCACAUGCCAGCAUACGAGUCGGAACGCAAACUGUUCCCUGUCCACCAAAGGUGGCAAGGGAUCGAGGCACAGAUUCAAGAACUUGAAAUUGCGAGUGCAGCUUGCCCGCGGUGCCCUCGCCCCAGCUGGCACAAUCUCCGUCAACGUUGGCGGCCAACGACCCGUCCAGCUUUUCCACAAUCCUAAACCCGGCGCCUUUGCCGAGGUUGACGUCGACCUCCCGGCCGUCUUUGGAGGCCAGAAGGAGGUGCCAUUUGAGACUCUUUCGAAGCUCACGAUCCUGUACCAGCCUACGCCCGAGUUCCAGCACGGUUUCCGAUUAGACAUGUUCGAAGUCUUAGAUGUUUCGCUCGAGGCACACGACGUCCACUCCGGCCUGGUGGUAUCCAAUACGAAAUACAAACAUCUCGACGAGCUGAUGGGCCACAGCGAUACUACCAAGCUACUUCCGGUUUGGCAUGGUGAUUUCCGGCUCGAGGAUUGGCACACGUCAUUGAGCUUGGAGCCACGACAGCGUGCGCAGGGGCAAGCGAAUGGCAAGCCUACGGCCUCCAAACCCUCGAAGCUUGUCUUCUACGGUGACUUCCUGUGGCCGGACGAGGCCAAGCGGCAGGGUGGAUUUCUUACACCGGCCGACCGUCUUGCCCGGUCCCGGAAUCCCCCGAUGACGGCAUUCUCUCUACAGACAUAUGUCAAAGAGCAGCCGUCACAGCAGCAAGGGACCUAUUUUCUCAGGACCUACGAAACCUUCGGCUCGGCCGCCAAGGAUGCCGCAGCUCAGGCGGCGAAAUGGGGUGGCGCGACAAAUCCCGUCGUCUACGUCGUGCACGCGACACCAAACAUGAUCGAGACGGAAAAGGGGGUCGCUGCUGCUGGAGGAAUACUCUGGUCCCAGGUCGUAGCCUGGGCCCAGGUGCCUCACAACUACACGCUACCGGCAGAUAUACCGAAAACGAGAGAGGGCGUGCGUGAGCACUUCGCGAAGGCAUUUCACGCUCACAAGUUGGACAUUUUUGAGAAAAACGACGACUAUGACUCGAGAUUCGAUCAAUAUUCCAUCAACCAAGACGCUCAGCCGCAACUGUGGAGCACGGAGAAGGCUCAGGGAGCGCUUCUGGAUUUCAUGAGGAAAUACGGCAAAGCCGUCGGCUUCGGCAGCAAGUUCCCUCUCUUUGCCGCACGCGAACUGAUUGACGGUAAGAAAUCGGCAGAGGCGAAACGAGCCAAUGCUGUGCAGGCGCCCCACGACGAGGGCUUCCUGUCGAUGAUUGGAAACUUGAUCAAGAACCAUCCAGUAGCGGCCGCGCUCAUUCCCGCCGCCAUCGCGCUCAGCCUGGUCCCAGGCUUGGGGCUGGCAAUCGACGCUUUGGAAAUCACGGCCCUGAGCACAGAGGCAGUCGUGGGCACUGGCCUGCUGACGGAUAUGGCUGAAAGCACCGCACUGAUCGAGGGGGGGGUCGAGGCGGGGGUCGAUGCGGGGGUUGAGGGGGAGGAAUUGGGCUCAAUAGAACUUAAUGACCUGAAGCCGUUGUUGGGCAAAGAGUAG
This is a messenger RNA of Drechmeria coniospora, 1812 nucleotides long. RefSeq lists its product as uncharacterized. The coding region runs from base 1 to 1812 and encodes 603 amino acids. Lineage: Eukaryota; Fungi; Ascomycota; Sordariomycetes; Hypocreales; Ophiocordycipitaceae. Gene Ontology annotation, molecular function: toxin activity. The transcript is spliced from 3 exons. The record is from RefSeq and is a predicted model, not a curated record.